AAUAAGGUGAUGAGAUUAUUGUUAACACCACAAGUAAAAAAUGUUUUUAAUGGAUUUAUUAUGUAAAAUUAACUGUAACUGUUAAUUUUCAAUAGUAUAUUGAAGUAUAAGUAAAAUACAGUAAAUCUGUAAUGAUUGAAAAGAAAUUAGUUACAAAGAUGUUUCAAAGUCUAAUGAUACUUGUACAGACAGAAUCAUAGGUUAUCAAAGCAGAUAAAUUUGGUUUGUCAGCUCAACAAGAGACCUAAAUAAAAAUAACGAAAUUCUUGGACAUCUUCUCAUCAGGUCAACCCCAUUAUUUUUGGACUAUUGCAGUGAACACAUAAAUUUUAUCACAUAAUUAUAUAUGAUUCAUUCUUUUAAUUUUCAGUCAGCCACAUUGAAGCCUUAUCUAACUGCCAUAAGGCACACAUUGGAGGCAGCCAUGUGCCUGCAGAAUUUCAAUUCACAGAAUGUGGAAAGACAUAAUAAACCAGAAGUAGAAGUGAAGAGUAGUAAAGAGCUUCUUUUGACACCUGUAGUAAUAAGCAGAAAUAAACAAGAACGUGUUUUAAUAGAAGGUUCAAUCAACUCAUUGCGAAUUAGCAUAGGUGUUAAACAGAGUGAUAAAAUAGAAAAAGAUUUAUGUCAAAAAUUUUUUGGGAGAUUUAGUUUGAUGCGAGCAGAAAACUUUUUUGGGGCUGGGGAAAAAACCCCUGUAGGGGGUUAUGAUAUUAGUUUCCUUAUCACAAAUUUCCACACAGAGCAAAUGUUCAAGCACAAGUUAGUUGACUUCAUCAUACAUUUUAUGGAAGAAAUAGACAAAGAAAUCAAUGAAAUGAAACUAGCAGUUAAUUCACGAGCACGUCUCAGUGCAGAAGAAUCUUGA
This is a messenger RNA of Ruditapes philippinarum (Manila clam), 868 nucleotides long. Its product is annotated as actin-related protein 2/3 complex subunit 4-like. Gene Ontology annotation, molecular function: actin filament binding. Gene Ontology annotation, cellular component: actin cytoskeleton; Arp2/3 protein complex. Gene Ontology annotation, biological process: actin filament polymerization; Arp2/3 complex-mediated actin nucleation. Lineage: Eukaryota; Metazoa; Mollusca; Bivalvia; Venerida; Veneridae. The record is from RefSeq and is a predicted model, not a curated record.